UCACGUGAAUCAAUAAAUUCAAGCAGUCUUUUAUUAUGGCUCCUCAUCAGUCCAAAAAUAACCCUGUAAAAGACAGCAAAUGUCAACUAAAUGCGAAUCAAAUUGAAAUGGCCAAACACAUCCAAGCCAGUUCAGUGGUAAAAUCCACUCCUCAUGUUUUUCUGCAAGAAAACUAGCAUGUCUACGUUUUCUGGAUCAAAAGAAUUUUCUAACAAUAUUCCCAGCAGUCGAAAAAAUCCUCUCUGCUGGUACAGAACUGACUGGACCAGUAACAUAUUUGCGUGCCAGUUUAGCCAGUUGCUGGGAUCUUGUGCUGGUCAGUACCCACCAGUUGAGUGGCUUACUGUAGAUAUCAGGAUCAGGUUCAGGUCAGUACUGUUCAAAUUCACAAUCAUUCAUAUUUGGCAAGGAGGGUGCAUUCUGUGUGUUUCUUCCCAAUAGAAAGCACAACGUUGACUUCGGAUCCUCCCCUCCCCGCUUCGCUGGUGGAGCACCUUCUUCCUCAGUGUCCCUGGAUGCCCCCUGGAUCCCCCCCCUUGACCCCCCCUGCGUACCCCAAUGUAUGCCAGGUGACCCCAAGGAUGACCCUGAGUGAGCGGCUCCGCCAGAAGAUCUCAGGCGGCUUCUAUCGACACGGCCUGUUGUGCGCCUCCUACCCUGUUCCCAUUAUCCUCUUCACUGCCAUCUGCAUCCUUGCCUGCUGCUACCCUCUUCUGAAGCUGCCUCUGCCCGGGACUGGCCCAGAGGAGUACACGACAGCCGUGCGGGACUACAGUCCUCCCCCCUCCGACCCCCACCCCCUACAGGCGGACCCCAGCGACAGGCCAGACUGGUACGUGGGUCCGCCGGUGGCCUAUAUCCAGCAGGUCCUAGUGAAGGCCGUGGUGUCUCCGUGGGACCAGAGCCUCCUUCCUGUGGACAUCUUUCGCUCUCCACUGGCACAGGUUUUCCAGCUUGUGGAGGAGAUUCGCAACCAUGUGCACAGAGACAGUACCGGCUCUCGCAGCCUGGAGGAGCUGUGUCUCCAGGUGACAGACUUACUGUCCGGACUGAAGAAGGUGCAGAGCCAGCUCCCGGAGCAUGGCUGCCUGCUCAUCUCUCCUGGAAACUUCUGGCAGAAUGAGCGUGAGCGAUUCGACUCCGACGCUGACAUCAUCCGCACCGUGCACCAGCACGAGCCCAAGGGCCUGCACACCUCUGCCACAGUCAAAGAUUUGUUGUUUGGAGUUCCAGGGAAGUACAGUGGGUUGAGUCUGUACAACAGGAAGCGGGUAGUGUCCUACACUGUCACCAUCGCAUUGCAGAGCUACCAUGCCAGGUUCCUGAGUAGUCUGCGCUCCCGGCUCAAGCAGCUCCACCCCAGUGUGAACUGCAGCCUGCGCGAGGACCAGAUGGUUCAUGUCCACUUCAAAGAAGAGAUCGGCAUCGUGGAGCUCAUCCCCCUCGUUACCACAUACAUCAUCCUCUUCGCUUACAUUUACUUCUCAACACGGAAGAUCGACAUGGUGAAGUCCAAGUGGGGUCUGGCCUUGGCGGCUGUGGUGACGGUGCUGAGCUCUCUGCUCAUGUCGGUGGGUCUCUGCACGCUCUUCGGACUCACGCCCACACUCAACGGAGGGGAGAUCUUCCCCUACCUAGUGGUUGUGAUCGGCCUGGAGAACGUGCUGGUCCUCACCAAGUCUGUGGUGUCCACCCCUGUCGACCUGGAGGUCAAGCUGCGCAUUGCACAAGGUCUGAGCAACGAGAGCUGGUCCAUUAUGAAGAACAUGGCCACAGAGCUGGGCAUCAUCCUGAUUGGCUAUUUCACUCUUGUCCCGGCUAUCCAGGAGUUCUGCCUGUUUGCUGUGGUUGGCCUAGUCUCAGAUUUCUUCCUGCAGAUGUUUUUCUUCACUACCGUCCUCUCCAUCGAUAUCCGACGUAUGGAGCUUGCAGACUUGAACCGGCGCCUUCCUGCCGAGGCUUGUCUGGCUUCCCCUAAGCCCUCAUCUUUGUGCCCGCGGGAGGCCCAGCAGCAGCGGUACGAGAGGCCGCCCCCCCUGCGCCCCUCCACGGCCCACACCAUCACCCUGCAGCCCUCCUCCUUCCGAAACCUCAGGCUGCCCAAGAGACUGCGCGUCAUCUACUUCCUCGCCAGGACCCGCCUCGCUCAGCGCAUCAUUAUGGCUGGCACAGUGAUCUGGAUUGGGAUCCUGGUGUACACGGACCCUGCCGGUCUACGCACCUACCUAGCAGCCCAGGUGUCUGAGCAGAGUCCCCUAGGCGAGUCAGGGGGGCUGCCCCCACUAUCAGUGCCCCCUGUGUUUCCUGGGGGGGACCCCGAGAGCAAACUGACAGUGCUGCCCCACCCUGAGCCCACCCCCUUGUUGGAGAACCAGUCCCGGGACCAGCCGCGUCCCCCCUGGGCCAGUCAGAGAGAUCAGCCCCCAGGCCAAGACAACACUCCAGAGAUCUCCUGGAGCCCCCCUGACGAGGAGACCUGGAGGAGGCUGUCCUUCAGACACUGGCCCUCCCUCUUCAGCUACUACAACAUCACACUGGCCAAGAGGUACAUAAGCAUCCUGCCAGUGAUCCCCGUCUCGUUUUACUUGAGUGCUGAGGAAGCCGUGGAGUCCAGACACCCCCAGGACACGCAGCGCUUCCACUCCUCCUUCCCAGCCUUUGACAUGCGGGCGGAGCAUGCCGCUGAGCCCCCUGGCAAGACCGUGAGUCAGCCUGACUUCACUUUGUACAAGGUGGCGGCUCUGGGUCUGGCAGCGGGCGUGGUCCUGGUGCUGCUCUUGUUCUGUCUUUACCGGGUCCUGUGUCCACGGAACUACGGUCAGAACGGGUUGUCCCAUGGGCGGCGACGGCGUGGAGAGCUGCCCUGCGACGACUACGGCUAUUCCCCCCCCAUCAGCGAGAUCUCCCCCCUGCUGCUGCGUGGGCACCACAUGGAUAUUGAGUGCCUGGCCAGUGAUGGUAUGUUGCUGGUGAGCUGCUGUCUGGCCAGACAGAUCCGUGUGUGGGACGCACAGACAGGAGACUGCCUCACUGUCAUCCCCGACCCCAGGCUAUGCCGGAGUAGCAGUGGGGUGUGGGAGCGUCAGGAGAACUGUGAGCCAGAGCCAGAGGAGGAGGGGCUGGAGGCUGGGGUGGGGGGCUACCCGCUCAGGAGGAGGCUGCUCCCCUCCCGGCCCACCCUAUUCGGAGACCAGCCUGACCUCACCCCGCUCAUCGACACCAAUUUCUCUGAGCAGCCAGCCUGCCCGGGGCACACCAGCAAGGGGGCCAGAGGAGGCUUCCACUUCGGAGGGCUGGUGGAGAGAGCCUACGAGGAGCAUGGGGCCACCACCCCCAACAUACAAGGCUACUCCCCUUCCCCUGCACCCUGCUCCCCUUGUCGGAGAUGCAGCCAGGGGGACGAUCCCCUGUGCGGCCCCGAUCCCCGCCCCGCCACCUGCCUGCCUGCCGACCCUGGGGAUUGGGACAGCUCAGUAUGGGCUCUAGAGCUGCAGGGGAGCCUCAUUGCAGCCGGGCGCAGCAGCGGAAAGCUGGAGCUCUGGGACGCAGUAGAAGGCUGUCUGCACUGCAGUAACGAGGAGGGCAAGUCUGGGAUCACUGCCCUUGUCUUCCUCAACAACAGAAUUGUAGCUGCGAGGCUGAACGGCUCAUUAGAUUUCUUUACUGUGGAUAUCAGCAAACCCAUGAACCUGCUGCAGUACCGAGGAACUCCCAAUCGUGGCAGCAUGCCCCCUUCCCCCUGCUACAGCAGUGAUGAUGUCAUCUGCUGUCGGCUGACCCACUCGGUGCAGUGUGCCCACCAGAAGCCAAUCACAGUGCUGCGUGCUGCAGCGGGGCGGGUGGUGACGGGCAGCCAGGACCACACAGUGAGGGUGUACCGGCUCGAAGACUCGUGCUGCCUCUUCACGUUGCAGGGUCACUCUGGGGGGAUCACUGCUUUGUAUAUCGACCAGACAAUGGUCUUGGCCAGUGGGGGUCAGGAUGGAGCUAUCUGUCUGUGGGACGUCCUGACAGGGAGCCGUGUCAGUCAUAUGUACGGGCACCGCGGUGAUGUCACUUCCCUCAUCUGCACCACUUCCUGUGUGAUCAGCAGUGGCCUGGAUGACCUCAUCUGUAUCUGGGACCGAAGCACCGGGAUUAAACUGUACUCCAUCCAGCAGGAGGUUGGCUGCGGCGCCAGUCUGGGUGUGAUCUCGGAGAGCCUCCUAGUGACGGGAGGCCAGGGCUGCGUCUCCUUCUGGGACCUCAGCUACGGGGACCUGCUGCAGACUGUGUACCUGGGCAAGAGCAACGAGGGCCAGGGAGUGCGGCAGCUCAGAGUGCUUGACAACGCGGCCAUCGUGUGCGACUUUGGGAGUGAGCUGAGCCUGGUGUACGUGCCCUCCGUGCUGGAGAAACUGGACUGAGCAAGAGGCACUGACCGACUGCACCUCGACGUAGGACAGGACGAGACAGGGAGGGGAGCUCAGACCCACAGUACUGAGCUUAGAGACUCCUAGCAUAGGAACCCUGCUUUCCAUGUUAAAAACAAGAAUGUAGACCAACCAGCCUCAAGCAGAUUUUUAGAGACAGUUUUAAGUCCUGUUUCAUACAGAACCAGUGCAGAAGAUCGGGGUGUCUGUGAGCAGUUCUAAACACAGAACAGCUCAGUGUCUGUAUUGUAUCCCUGUGUGUAUCCCGCUGCACCUUCCGACCUGUAGUGGUGGGAUUUUGUCAGGUGCAAAGAGCCUCCUUAGUGAGAAUUUGUGUUUUUUUCCGUUUUUUCUUUUCUUUUUUUUUUUUUUUAAGGGAGAUGGUUCAACGUUCUGCGGAAUUGCUUUUCAGCUUUGAAAACAAGUAUGUAAAUGGACCUUUUGAAGAUUCUAGAGUUUAAAUAAGAGUCCUCUUCUGUACAGAAGUAAGUUUUAGUUAUAGCAGACAGAAUAGGUUUUAUGUUUUAAAGCAACACUGAUUCUAUUGAGAUUAUGGUGUAGUACACAGCACCCCACUGUGCCCAAAUAUUGUAACUGCACAAUUCUGUUUUAAAGAGAUUUUACAUUUUUCUCUAUGGGAAUGUCAAACAUCCAUUAACCUUUUUGGGGUUUUUUGGGUUUUUUUCCCCACUCACUUCUGGUUUUCAGUUACAUGCAGCUAAAGCACCAGGAAUUAUCUUCUAAGUCCCUUUCAAAUACAAAAUGUAACCUUUACAAUUGGGUAUUUGCCUGCUAAGUACCUGAAACCUGAAUAAGGUAUAUCAAAGCUGCUUUCUGAGCCAGUGACGCAGUCAAGGCCUGCCUCCAAGAACAUAAAAACAGUGAAGUCACAGACCUCAGCGCCAUCUUUCCUUUCAAGGAGAACUGGUUCAGAUAAAUACUUGUUACUUUUUCUGCUAUAUAUUUCACAUAUAUUUUCACACAAGUUAUAUGUGAUAUUAAAAAUAAUCACUCU
Messenger RNA from Polyodon spathula (Mississippi paddlefish), 5427 nucleotides. Its product is annotated as sterol regulatory element-binding protein cleavage-activating protein-like. Gene Ontology annotation, cellular component: Golgi membrane; endoplasmic reticulum membrane. Lineage: Eukaryota; Metazoa; Chordata; Actinopteri; Acipenseriformes; Polyodontidae. Gene Ontology annotation, biological process: SREBP signaling pathway. Gene Ontology annotation, molecular function: protein binding; sterol binding. Bases 516 to 4406 code for a protein of 1296 amino acids. The transcript is spliced from 23 exons. The record is from RefSeq and is a predicted model, not a curated record.